This is a messenger RNA of Nymphaea colorata (pocket water lily), 2783 nucleotides long. RefSeq names its product zinc finger protein BALDIBIS-like. The record is from RefSeq and is a predicted model, not a curated record. Gene Ontology annotation, molecular function: DNA-binding transcription factor activity. Gene Ontology annotation, cellular component: nucleus. Bases 419 to 2320 code for a protein of 633 amino acids. The transcript has 4 exons. NCBI's taxonomy places the organism in Eukaryota, Viridiplantae, Streptophyta, Magnoliopsida, Nymphaeales, Nymphaeaceae.
UAUUGUGGUGGGGAGGGUGGAGCAAAAUCGGGAAAACUGUAUGCACUUGACGGAAAAAAAAAGGGAAGAAGAAAGGGAAAGAGAAAAGUAUGGUGGUGAUGAGGGAUUGAAAAGAAUCUAACAGAUCAAUCAGCAGCAGCGGCUGCAUAGUCGGCAAGAAGAAGGAGGAGCAAGAGGAAGAGACGAGGAGGAAGAAGAAGAAGGCCAGGAAGCUACAUGCCGUUUUCUUCUUCCAUGCAAGUGCCGUCGUCCUAGCUAGAUGUUAAUUUUCCUCCACUCAAACCUUCCGCCCGUUCGAAAAUUCAGGUGAAGAUGAGCCUUGGCUUGCUCCUUAAUCCUCUAGAGAAAGAAACUGCGAAAGGGAGCGAAGGAGGAGACACGCAGAGAGAAAGGAAAAUCGAGAGCUAGCCGAGAAUUAAUGGCUGCUGGUCCUCCUCCAAAGAUGUUAUUCGGGAUCAUGGAUGAAGAAGAAGAGAGCUGCAUAGGUUCUUCACAAGACCAGGCCAAGCAACCCCCCGCAUCCACAAACCCCACAACAAGCACUUCUCAGAAGAAGAAGAGAAAUCUCCCUGGAACACCAAAUCCAGAUGCAGAAGUCAUUGCACUCUCGCCCAAGACCUUGAUGGCUACAAACAGGUUCAUAUGUGAAGUGUGCAACAAAGGGUUUCAAAGGGAGCAGAACCUGCAACUCCACAGGAGAGGCCACAACCUUCCAUGGAAGCUGAAGCAGAAGUCCACCAAGGAGGUCAAGAAGAGGGUCUAUCUUUGUCCAGAACCCACAUGCGUCCACCAUGACCCAUCAAGGGCCCUGGGUGACCUGACGGGCAUCAAGAAGCACUUUUGUAGGAAGCAUGGCGAGAAGAAAUGGAAGUGUGAGAAGUGUUCAAAAAGAUAUGCAGUUCAGUCUGAUUGGAAGGCUCACUCUAAGACAUGCGGUACAAGAGAGUAUAGAUGUGAUUGCGGAACCCUAUUCUCAAGGCGCGACAGCUUCAUCACCCAUAGGGCAUUCUGCGAUGCAUUGGCUCAAGAGAGUGCCAGGCACCCAAGCGGGCUGAGCGCAAUAGGCGGGCAACUCUACAACAGCAACAACAACAGCAUGGGCGUCGGCGUGGGAGUGGGAGUGGGCAUAUCUCAAAUUGGCUCUCUAACUGACCAAAGCCAUCCAUCCGCUAACAUCCUCAGGCUCGGUGGAGCGGGAGGGCCACAAUUUGACCAUCUAAUCUCUCCCUCAAAUCUUUCCUCCCGGCCACCCCAACCACCACCUUCAGCAUUCUUUUCUGCUGCUGAUGGCUCAAACCAAGACUUCCAUGAUCAGGAUACCCACCAUGGCUUACUGCAGAACAAAUCUUCGGCCUAUCCUGGAUUCAUGAGCCUCGCUAACUUGCCAAGCAACAGUGCCAAUUACUCAGGUGCAAAAUUACCGAACAAUCUGUUCAACCUGAGUUUCUUCUCAAGUAACAGCAAUAAAGGCGAUGGCAGAAGCAACAACACUCAUUUGCAAUCCGCUAAUUCUUUGUUGCUCCAAGACCAAUUCAGUGGCAGCAUCGUGAGUGAUCAGAUGGCCUCCAGCGUUCCUUCACUCUACAACUCUCAGCUACAAAACGACACGAUCCUUCCCCAGAUGUCUGCUACCGCUUUGCUUCAAAAAGCUGCUCAGUUGGGUGCAACCACCAGUACUGGAAACCACGAGAGCCUGAUAAGGGCCUUCAACAGUCCCACCUCGAACAACACAAGCCAUGACGCGUCGUCUAUGGGCAUAAAUCUCCCAUGGCAGGAUCAGAGAGCACCAACACCAUCGUCAGCUCCGCCGCCACCUUCCUCCCUAGCCGCGACGACUCACAGCCCUUCGAGUAGCAGGCCGCAGCUUAUCUCCUCAAUUCCUGCUAGAAAUCUCCAAGGUUUAGACCAUAUGAGGCCUAAUUUUGGUACUGGAGAUGACACAAACAUCCAGGAGAUCAUGAAUUCUCUAGUGAAUGGCAGUGGCCCUAUGUUCAGGGAUGAUGGUAGAGGAGUGGAUGAGUAUGAAGAGUACAAUGGAAGUCAAAGUAGAAUGAAGCUCCAGGGUACAAAGGUUUCCAACAAGAAUGCCGAGGGGAAGAUCAACCAGAACGCAGGCGCUUCAUCUUCAAGUAUGGGGCCAACAGAUGGUCUGACUAGGGACUUUCUUGGUGUUGGAGGGAUGAGCAGAGGGUUUAUGGGAGGUGGGUUCUCUCAUAGAGAUCACCAUAUUCCGCAGCCGCAACAACACAAUAUGAAUUUGGUGACGUUAGACUCAGAAAUGAAGUCACUGGUGAGGUCAUAUAGUGAAAGGAUGCAAUGAAGAAGGUGGUGUUAGCUUGGAUAACAGUAGACAGGUGAAGGAAAGAGGAGUCAGAAUUGCUGUCAAGAAGUUGGCGAACAAGUGCGUUAGGUGUCGAUGCAGAUUUAUAUUCUGAUAGAACCUGGUGCUUAAUAAGCACCAAAUGCACCUGACGAGUCACGCCAUGGAUACUCAACAACCAAGUAUAUCUUUUUUCCGUUGUUUUAGUUUUUUUUUUUUUUUCCUUCUUCUUUCUUUCGAAUGCGAGUAGGUUUAUUUCCUUUCUUCUAGUUGACAAUAGAGGGGAAGAUGAUUCAUAAUUUUCCAUGGGAAUGAAUGUGGCAUGUGUGCCUGAAAGAAGGGAGUGGGGGGAGAGAGAGAGAGAGAGAGAGAGAGAGAGAUGUGCUUGAACACAUGCAUGCAUGUAUUUUGGAUAAAGAUUAGAAGUUGCAGCAAAGUUGAUGUGGAAACAUUGUACUCUUUA